AGAGCGUGGUCUGUGAAGGCGGAAGUGUUUGGGCACGGACCGACGAAUAAACAGAAAACAGAAAAGAAAUGUAACCAAACUACCGCAGAAGUAUUUACCUUAGAUUAGACUGAACUUUUAAAACUUGUACCAGCUGGAAAAUAAUACCUUUUUUUUUUUUUUUUUUUUUUUACAAUUCUGUUAGAAACGUCGAUAUGUAAGAACACUGCACGAAAUGUCCUGUUUACUAACUAUUGUUUUUAUAUCGCCACCUAUUGCUGUGGAGUAUGAACGAGGCAGUUUCUGUUUCCUGAUGUGAAUAGCGCCGUCAUCUUCUGUGUUGUAGUCGUCCUAGUCUUUUGCUUUAUGUCACUAAGGUAGCGUGACUGUCUUUUCGUUUAGCUAGCGUCUUCUUAAACUUUUAAAUUAGUGGUUAACCUUAGCAGGUAAGCAAAAUCCGGCGGAACACAUCCCUGUAGCGUUAAUUAAAUUUUAGGUAGGAGGUAAAUUAAAAACUGCGCGGAGUGAUGGAGGAUCAGACCUACAAUGUGAAGCUCUAUAUUUAUGACCUGUCAAAGGGACUUGCUCGCCAGCUGAGUCCUAUUCUGUUAGGAAAACAACUCGAAGGAGUUUGGCACACAGCAAUAGUAAUCCACGGAGCAGAGUAUUUCUUUGGGGGACAGGGUAUAACACACUGCCCACCGGCUGCUACACUUUUGGGACAGCCCGAUGCCAUAGUGGAUUUGGGAAACACAGAAGUUCCUAAGGACAUAUUUACAGAAUAUGUUUCAUCCCUGCAAGAGUCUACAUAUAGACCAGAGACGUACCGCCUUUUUGAACACAACUGUAACACUUUCAGUAGUGAGAUGGCCCAGUUUUUAACAGGAAGAAAAAUCCCAUCGUAUAUUACUGACCUGCCAUCCGACGUGCUUUCCACGCCUUUUGGACAAACACUGCGUCCUCUUAUUGAGUCUGUCAGCAUUGCCCCACCUACAGACAACUCUUUCAAUGGACACUAUGGACAAAGGUAGACUGUGUUGUAAAGACCAGUGCCAUGUUAAAUGGUUCAGGCAAAAAUUACGUCCAAUAAAAAAUGAAGGUUUCACAAAGGUCAAUAUCAGCCAUUAUAUACAGAUUGUGUAUGUAUGUGUGUGUAUGUAUGUUUGUGUGUGUGUUUUCUGGCACUACAGGCAAAUGUAGCUCACAAAUGAGGGAAGCUUAUAGCUGCCAGCCUAACUGAUGUCUCCAUCAUCACACAUUUGUUUCAAAAUGCAUUAAAAAAAGAAUAGUUUCAUAAACCAACAUCUCAAGUUUGUUAUAUAACACAUAAACAUGACCAAAUGAAUUUUUAAGGCCUGUUAAACACAGUAUCUAAUUAGGCUAAGUUACCUGAGUAAUAAAUAGUUCGCUGUAAUGCAUCAUAUGCUAUGUAUAGAUAAACCUAAGAGGUUUAUGAGGUUAAAUUAUGUUGCAUUCUGAGUUAAAAACAAAGUAAAACGCUCUCCUCAGGAUCUUGAUUUUUGCAGACACUGGCCCAUAGUGAUGAACUAUUAGCUUGCAAUUGAAACCGUAAUAAAGCAGUGUGGAAAAAUCUUUCACUGCAGUGAUCACAUUUCAUUGAAAUAUUAUAAUAAAUGAUUAUUAUGUAAGUUUAUUUUAUAAUGUUCAAUUUUACUAUACUGUUUAUAUAAAUAAUAGUUAUAUAAUAAAUCAUCCGCUAUUUUAUAUGUUAACGCUGGGGCUCAUUCUUGACAAAUAAUGGAUUCCUCCUGGAUCUCAUAGUAUGCUUUUGUGUUGACUUGAUUUUUUUGAUCUUCAGUAACAUCUGAAAGUCACACAAGUUUGCACAAAGCGAUACCAAAAUACAUGCUGAGGCAGUGAUUCUGGCUUAUGGCUGCUAUUGCUGUUUUAUACCCUGCAGCACAUGUGUUUACUUUUUUACUCUACUGUAUGACACUUUACUGUACUGUAUGACAGGGCCUUGCAGUGUCUGAAACCAAAAAGAGAGACUAUUUACUAGUACUUAAUAUCUUGACGCUAUUUGAGUUGAGUGUGUGAUGAUUAACAUGCACGUUUGUAUGAUGCUGAAUUGGAGGCUCUAAGCUUCCCUUACCUGUGGGCAACAUUAGUCUGAUAUCUCUAGUUUAGAUGCCAAAUAUGUGUUGGCUCAACUACAAUAGGGGAAUUACAAUUUUCUCCCAUCUAUCACUAUAAUACAUUGGUUUAAGAUAGAUAGAUAGAUAGAUAGAUAGAUAGAUAGAUAGAUUAUAUAUAUAUAUAUAUAUAUAUAUAUAUAUAUAUAUAUACACACACACACACACACACACACACACACAUAUAUAUAUAUAUAUAUAUAUAUAUAUAUAUAUAUAUAUAUAUAUAUAUAUAUAUAUAUAUAUAUAUAUAUAUAUGUAUUAGGGUUAGGGUUAUAUAUGUCUGUGUGUGUGUACAUAUAGAUAAGAUAGAUAGAUAAAUCAUAGAUAGAAACUUUAUUGAUCCAAAGGAAAUUGCAGCAUUACAGUAGUGGUAAAAGACAUUAAUGAGAACUUGAUUGGUAAAAUGAAACUAAAUUCUUAGUAAUGAAGCUUCAGAAUAAUAUAUUGACUAAUAUAAUGCGGAGUAAUAUAUUGCAAGAUAUUCUGGUCUUCCAGGCACGUUGUGCUGUUUUUAUUUAAAAAAAAUGUUUGGCUCAUCAGUUACUAAAACAAAAAACACAAAAUAACAAAAAUACAUGUAGCUAAUAAAAUAUUUAAAAAAUUUCAGGAAAUGUAUAACAUAUUAAUACAAACAUGCUAUAUGCAAGGUGGGACUACAUUUAUACUGAUACCAAAUGUCACAAGAUACAAAUGGGAAUGUACAUUGUUUAUGAUUUUGUGGUAAAGCAUAGGAUUGUUGUGUCGUAGAGACACUACUUUCUUAAAAUUUCUCUUGGCAACUUCCAUUCAUAUCUCAUCCAUUUGUCUCCGUUGUUGUAUGGCACAUGUGCUGAUGAGUUGAUUUAUUGUACCCUUUUCACCUUCUUUUUUGUCAUUAUUUGUCAUGGAAUCAUUUCUACCUUUACAAUCUGUCAAAAUUAGAUUUCUUUGUUGAUGAACUCAGUUUUAUAACUUAUUUUAAAAUUUUUACAAGUUCUGUCUGUCAGCACUGAAAUUUGGAUUAUAAGAUUGUGCUUCAGACAAAUCAAACAGUAUAGGUUAAGCUAAUAUAUAUAUAAUUUUAAUAACUUUGAGGAGCAAAAAGCUACAUAAUGACAGAAUACAGAGAAUCUUUUAACUUCAGAUGUUUUCUCCAUGUUGAAGUCAGUAUGUCUAUGUGUAUACUUUGACAGUGACUUAUUGAUUUCUUUAUUUAUUAUAGACUUGAAUAUGCUUUGGUUGACCUAAUAUUAACUGAUUUAUUGGUUACAUCGCUUGUCAAAUUGGUGUAAUUAUUUUGUAUCUCAAAUACUAAAGCAUAACUGUAUAUUUUUUAUCUUUAUUAACUAAUGGGAAACAAAAUGUUAUUUUUCUGUAAUGCAACUUUGUUUCAGUUUAACACAGGGAUCUUCCUUGAACAAAAGGGAAUGGGAUGAGGUGUAAGAUACCUCUGAUUGUGAUGCUGUUUGUCCGCUUAAAAGACUUUGAUAAUUGUAGUGUAGCAAUGAAAGUGGCCACUAAGUGGCAGAAGUACUACACAGUUCUGAGGUAAACCAAGCCAAACAGACAUCAGCAUUCAUAUUUAGAAUUUUUACAUAUACAUUUCCACUGUAUUGAAUAUUGUUAUUAUAAUGUAAAUGUAUAAUAUCUUCUAUAACCUGCAAUAAACAUAUCUGCUCUUACUCGUUUCCUAUAAACAUUGUCAUAAUGUUCAGAUGGAUGACAAUGGAAAUAAAAUGGUGGCUCUGUCA
This is a messenger RNA of Ictalurus punctatus (channel catfish), 3865 nucleotides long. It is a transcript of the gene desi1b, whose product is annotated as desumoylating isopeptidase 1b. Gene Ontology annotation, molecular function: peptidase activity. The record is from RefSeq and is a predicted model, not a curated record. Bases 507 to 1010 code for a protein of 167 amino acids. Gene Ontology annotation, biological process: protein modification by small protein removal. The transcript is spliced from 6 exons. Lineage: Eukaryota; Metazoa; Chordata; Actinopteri; Siluriformes; Ictaluridae.